UCAAAAAGAUAUUGUUCACCAGCUGUGACUCAGUAGCACCAGAUUACUUCAAACUGUGAGGCACAAAGGACUGUAAACAACUGAAUUUGAGGUAACAGACAGAGGACCUCGAUCACAGAACAUACCAUAAUGGAAACAACGACUUCCCUUUUCAGGUCAGUGUCUCGGCGGGUUUGGUCGCCCCCUCAGCGUCCGUUCAGAGUGUGUUCCUGGAACAGAGAGGUCAAAAAAGGAAUCACUGCAGGAACCCUAGAGGAGCUCAAAGAGAAGGCAGCUCAGGCUCUCUUUAUAACUACUGUGCUGAUUUUGGUGUGUGAAGAAGAUGGGACAGAGGUUGACUCUGAUGAGUUCCUCAUAACCCUGCCGGACAACACCAUUUUCAUGGCCCUGAAACCUGGAGACAUCUGGAAACCUCAUCCUUUACUUCAAAGGGGUGGUAACAAACCAGGUCAUAAUAAGCCAAGGACAGGAAAAGACAUUGCUCAGAUCACCUUUGAUCUUUACCGUACGCACCCCAAAGACGUGUUCGGCUCACUGAAUGUGAAAGCCACAUUUAAAGGGCUUUACUCUGUCAGUGCAGAUUUUCAAUGCUUGGGACCAAAAAAAGUGCUGAGGGAGGCCCUCAAAUUCAUGUCCAGUCUCCUCCAUGCUGCUGGACACUUGCUGAUCACUUCUGCUUCUGUAAUUCGCCGCAUCAUCCAAGGGGCAGAUCUUCUUCAAGGCCAACAAGCCCAACCUGUCGAGUAUUGGGAAUAACUUGAGAAAAGACAUGAAUCUGAUAUCACUAAGAAUGUAACUUAGAGAUUUUUUUUUUUUUUUGAGACUUUUGAGAUUUAUAUG
Molecule: messenger RNA, 840 nt
Organism: Megalobrama amblycephala (Wuchang bream)
Lineage: Eukaryota; Metazoa; Chordata; Actinopteri; Cypriniformes; Xenocyprididae
Gene: cideb
Product: cell death inducing DFFA like effector b
Exons: 5
Coding region: 130-756 (208 amino acids)
Biological process (GO): apoptotic process; regulation of apoptotic process
Source: RefSeq, a predicted model, not a curated record